AUGAAGAUGGCGUCUCAUACAACGCCUACCAAGAAGGACACAGAAGGUCACGUGCCAUCACCAGCCGCUGCUUCAGAUGCUGGUGCGACACCAGCCACACCUGUCGCGUCGACGCACCGGUACAAGCUGCGGGCGCGCAAACCUCGAGAAGGCUCGCCUACGCCUACACCAUCGCGACGCAACAACGGCUCUGUUACGCCGUCACCGUUCAAACACCACUACCACCGCUACAGCGGCACCGAAUUCAACCUAAGCGCAAGUGCUAGGAACUUCAGAGCUCGCACAAUGUCUGGCACGGCGGGCAAAUGGCGCGAGGAGCAGGUCCUCAUCAUCUGCCCCGGCACCCACACCACUAUGGCUCAGCUGGGAUGCAGCGAGUUGACGCCUCCUACGCGGCGCAUGCCUACGAGGAUGUUCAAAGAGGGCGAGCAUUGGGCGCCUUACCACAAGACGAAGCGCACCGCCAUAGUCAAUGGCGUUGAGGAGGAGGAGUGGCUGGAGGAUGUUGAUGAGGAUGAGGGAGCUGUGUAUCCCAUUGAAGCUGGUCGCAUUGUCAACAUGAGCGCACUCCUCGCAUUCCUCGACCAUGUUCACGGCCUGCUUACAACCACAUAUCACAACACCCCCAUCAUGCUCAUGGCUUCACCGCAAUGGACCCGACCCGACUGCGAGACCAUCGCCCGAUACGUUUUUGAAAACACGAGAACACCCGCCCUAUGCAUAAUCCACAGCGGAAUCGCUACGCAGUAUGGCCUGAAGUGGCCCAACAUGACUGUGGUCGAUAUCGGCUUCCAAAAGGUCGACGUUACGGCAAUCCACGACGGGCGAGUCGUGAAUCACAUGGAUGUUGGUGCAUCCGAGGCAGAUGGGGAAAUCAGCGGAGGCGAGGCCUUCACCCGAAACUUGGUCAAGCUACUCCAAGAGAAGGGCUUCAACCGGGAUAUGGCAGAACAACUCAAGAAGAGCAACAUUUGCGAGGUACUGCCUUAUAAUGCCGCCGAGGACGAAUUGAUGCUGCUCCCCAAGGAAAACACUUCGGGUGCAUCAGCAGGUCUACCGGCGCCCGCAGCCGUUCUUGAGGCUGCCACAAAAGCCCCUGACGUGGCCAAAAUUACAGAUCUUGAGGAUGGUGAAGAAGGCACCGGUAACGCAGACGAUGAUGGCGUGCUAGACGUGGCAGCUAUUGUUACGAGUGGUCAGACAAAGGAGUUCCUUGCUAAAAAGGAGAAGGAAAAGGAGAAGGAGAAGGGUAAGGGUGGUAGAAAGAAGGGCGAGAAGGAGGCUGAGGGCGCUGCAAGGAACGCUCGUUUACCGAACUCUAAGAGAACACACAACAUCUUUUUCUACGAGGAGAUUGUCCAAGAAGAUGUUCCUCCACCAACGAAGGAGAAGGAGAAUGUCGAGGAUGCUACAAAUGGUACCAAUGGCACCAAUGGCACAACGGAGGCUCCCAAGCCUGAGGGCGAGACCAAUGGAGCCCAACCCCCAGCAGGAGAAAAUGCGACCGCGCCUACGACAGAAGCUCCCAAGCCAGUAGAAGGCCAAGAACCAACACAGUCGAUAGAGCCCAAGCCCGCAUCCGAGCCUAAGCCUGAAGUUCAAUCGACAACCGAGACGCCCGAGAAGCGACCAAAGCGCAUCCGUCGAGAUGUUGAGGUCGGCCUGGAGCGAUUCAAGUUCGCCCAGCGACGUGAGAUCGACCGUAUUGUCAGCGCUAUUUAUCGCACCGUCCAGGGUAUCGAUGAUAUGUAUAUGCGACCAGCCUGCUGGGACAACCUCGUCUUCGUCGGUAACGGUGCUCGUCUUCGCGGUCUCCGGGAGAACAUCCUCCAGACUCUCAAUGCCCGCCACCUCGUCUCCCCUUCUACAGCCACCAUAUUCACCUCCGAGCUGCCCUCUAACAUGGCCACGCCUACUGGCACUGGCGCCCAGACCCCAACGGGCUCUUUCACCGGCGCGCCACACCAGCUGUCUACAAGCGGCGUGAACCCUCUCCUUCAGGCCGCCACUACAGCCGCCGCUGCUGGCACCACCGGUAACAACAUGGUCGGCACGCCGCAGCCCGCCUCCGAGGCUGGAGGCCCCGCUACGACUCAUCACUUCCACAGCCAGACCCCCACAAGCAUUAAGACUGCGUCUCUGCCUUCGUACCUGAGCGAGUGGACCAAGAACGGCUUCGAGGAAUCCAUGUUCCUCGGCGCCCAGGUCGCUGCACGCAUUGCGUUUUGCUUGCACUCGAACAUGGACGCCCAGACCAUUGAGGCUCAGCGGCUUAUGAGUUUGAGCAGAGUUGAUUACAAUGAACUUGGCCCCAAGGGCAUUCGCACGCACUCAAUGCUUGGCUAG
This is a messenger RNA of Fusarium sp. VM40, 2346 nucleotides long. The record is from the annotation of a GenBank genome assembly. NCBI's taxonomy places the organism in Eukaryota, Fungi, Ascomycota, Sordariomycetes, Hypocreales, Nectriaceae.